AUGAAGCGAUCGCUCCCGUCUGCGUCUGGCUUCUUGCUUCCCGAAGAAAUUCUCGAACAUAUUAUUUCUCUGGCACUCUCUUCUGACUGUCCUGCCGAUCCACACGCGCCCAAAGCUUCUGCUCUUUCAUUAUUACUGGUCUGCAGGACAUUCGAUCGUAUUACGAGACCUCUGCUGUAUAGCUCUUUACACCUUCGUACACGUAGGCAGUCCGACAGGCUUGCAGAAAUCUUGACUGCGCAGCCUGCACUUUGUGCAUAUAUUCGCUCUAUACGCGUCGAUGGACCCUCUUCCAGUCGGGCGCUACUUGUUGCCGCCCAUAUCCUCUCUAACUCCUAUGACUGCUCCAACCGUGUUCUCGAUGUACUGGAUGUCAGACUAGUCGACGAACGCGGCCAUCUCUCUCAUCGAGCUCUCACUGCAUGUCAGGCGAAACAGGACCUCGAGCAGCUCAAUUCCGCGCUCCGCGAUGUACCGGACACAAGGCGUUUAAUUAUUCGUCAGGAUGGAUAUCUCAGUUGCAACACAACUGUUUCAUUCAUUCACGCGCUCACCUCGGGCAUCCGACAUUGGCAUAGCUUGGAAACCGUCGAUUUGCGAAUGAGGCCGCCGACUCCUAUGCCAUCACUAGGCCAACCUCGGCCUGAUCCGUUCGCAAAAGCACUGUCUGAAGCUCCUAACUUGAGAGUGUUGAGAGCAAAGCAACCCACAUUACUCAAUUCAUUUUUAUUGGACGUCGCGAACAAUCCUUCGUUGCAACGAAUCGAACUCGUCAAUUUCAGCUCCGACCUGUCAGAUUUGGAUUCGCAUCCAUUUUUCUCCCGUCAAUUGCCCUUCAUUCAUACCGAGCGACAUCACCAUCGUCUCGCUAUUUCUCCGGCACUGCAUGCACCAUUGCCGAGAUAUCCUCAACAUGCCGCACGGGUGUGUAUGCUUACAUUCGGGGAUUUCGGCGUCGAUCCGGAAAUCCUUGACGCUGCCACAACAAAACUCGAAAUGCAAAUUGCGGGUGAGCCGCAAACACUGUUCGCAAGCCAGAUCAGUGCACACCCGCGCUUGUGCUCACUUGUUCGUGCGGGACGUCUGCAACUUAUUAUUGACCGAAUGUUAAUGGAGCGAAGUGAGCGUCGUUUGCGCGGAGAUAGUUGCGAGGAAACGAGGCAUGAUACUGCAAAUGCAUUAGGAAGGCAUUUGUGUAUUUGUUCUGGUAUCGAUAUGGGUCUACCUGGGCCGACUUGCAAUGGUUGUCCUGCACUUCGAGCGGGUCUCUGA
Messenger RNA from Fomitiporia mediterranea MF3/22, 1272 nucleotides. RefSeq lists its product as uncharacterized. The transcript has 2 exons. The record is from RefSeq and is a predicted model, not a curated record. NCBI's taxonomy places the organism in Eukaryota, Fungi, Basidiomycota, Agaricomycetes, Hymenochaetales, Hymenochaetaceae. Bases 1 to 1272 code for a protein of 423 amino acids.